UGCCAUUACUAUGACAACUGCCUGAUAAAGCCUGUCUGAGAACAUCAACCUUUCUCAGUCAGUGACUUGAGAACACUUUUCCAUGCUUAAACCUAUGGAAAAGUCAGAGGAUAUCAGAUUUUUCAAGCACCUCCCACUUUUUGCCGGACUACUUUCACAAUGUAAACAGCUUAAAGCAUUGCAAAAAAUAAAAAGAUAAAACAGCCUAAAUAAAACAUAUUUAUUAAAAAAAAUAAUGUUACAAAAAUAAAUAAUGAUUUUUAAAUGAUUUAAUUUUAAUUAAAGGUAUAUUUACACAAAUUCUUAUUAAGAUGCUUACAUCUUUAAAAAACAUCUUCUGCUCUUAGACAUCUAAAACAACAACAACAACAAUAAUAUUAAUAAUAUUAAAUAAUUAAAAAAAAAAGAUGAAUUCUUAGUAACAAAAUCAGAGUAAGGACAGGAAAAAACAUUAAUUAUAUUUACAUCAUUCUCAAGUUUCACAAAGAUAAUUAUAAAUAAUACAAAUAAGCACUUUUUAAUCUUAAUUUGACAAUCCUUCAACUUUAUGGCAACGUUCAAUUUGCACUGGGAUGAUUUGUUGGAAGUUCAAAUGAUGAAUAUUGAAGAAAUUUAUGACAAGAACGAAUUUAAAGUCAACACUGGUAUUGAUCCAUCAAUCUUUGAUGAGGAAUUUGAUGAAGAAAAACAAUACAAUGUUACAAAGUUAUUGACUGAUUCUCAGCUGUCCGAGUAUUCGAAGACUCCUGUUUCAACUGAAUGUCUUCAAAUUCCUGAAACUGCUGCUCAAUGUUCUCAAGCAGCAUCUGAUCAAUAUCCUCAAGUUGAUGAAAAUCACAGUGCUGUGCCUGUCCUUACUGAUGUUGCCUCUGAAAAUAUUAACAAAGGCUUUAUAAUGGUUGAUAUGGACUCUGUAAAGGCAUUUAACGAGUCGGAAAAAAAUCAGCAUACAAAACGUAAAACUAACCAACAUAUAAACAGGCUAAAAACUUUUCUCAAACUAAAAAACGAAACACGAGAUUUCCAUUCCAUCCCAAUGACGGAGCUGGAUGAGCUUCUUGCCAUGUUCCUUCUCUCCAUUAAGAAAGAAGAUGGAACAGACUACGAGCCGAGUAGUUUAUGAGGGUACAUAUCUACAUUUGACAGAGUUCUCCAGGAAAAUGGGUACCAAUUUACCAUAGCCAAAAGUUCAAGACAAGGAUUUCCCCUAACAAAUCAGACUAAAUCGGCAAAAACAAAAAAUCUGAAAAAAUCAGGUAAAGGCAACAAAGAAAAUGCUGCCCAACCAAUAACAGAUGAAGAGAUUGACAGGCUUUAUGAUACCGGCCAACUAGGUCUUUCUUCACC
This is a messenger RNA of Ruditapes philippinarum (Manila clam), 1347 nucleotides long. RefSeq lists its product as uncharacterized. The transcript is spliced from 2 exons. The record is from RefSeq and is a predicted model, not a curated record. Bases 548 to 1123 code for a protein of 191 amino acids. NCBI's taxonomy places the organism in Eukaryota, Metazoa, Mollusca, Bivalvia, Venerida, Veneridae.